AUGGAUGUGUUUAAGUUGGCUCUUUCUCAGCAUGCAGUCAAACGUGACUUUGAGUAUAACACAGAGAAGAGCACAAAACAUAGGUUAAGGGCCUAUUGUAAAAGAACAGAUGAAGAUGAUUGCCCAUGGAGGAUACAUGCUUCUACAACAGCCGAUAGGCGUACUGUGAAAAAAAAACCUUUUGACCACGAUUGUUCUAGUACGAAAAGGAAAAAGAAAGUGAAGAACGCAACUAAGUUCUGGAUAUGUGAGAAGGUGAAAGAUUGGCUCAUUGAAGAUGCAACUCUAGGAGCAAUGGAAUUGCGAAAAAAGCUGAAAGAACACUACAAGAUCAAAAUCCACUACAAGAGAGUCUAUAUGGCUACAGCUGGCAGGCCUAAAACUGAGAGAUAUAAAGGUUGUAGUGACAAGAAAAGAAAAAAGGGCAAGCACUUAUGUCCAAUUUGUAAGGAAUAUGGGCAUCAUUGGCACAACUGUAAGAAGGGUAACCCUGAUGACAUUGCUGCAAUGUUGGCUAUUAGAGAACCACCAAAGAAGAGGGCAAAGACUAGCAAAACAACCCAGUCCAUUGUGCCUUGCGAGGAUGGAGCACCAACAAGGAUGCUUUUUCCACCACCAAGCCAAAGCUUGGAAACUACAACUAAGAAAAAGAGAAAACGUGACAACAUUGAAUCUGGAGGUUCAAAGAG
Molecule: messenger RNA, 689 nt
Organism: Triticum aestivum (bread wheat)
Lineage: Eukaryota; Viridiplantae; Streptophyta; Magnoliopsida; Poales; Poaceae
Exons: 5
Source: RefSeq, a predicted model, not a curated record